Molecule: messenger RNA, 216 nt
Organism: Microthlaspi erraticum
Lineage: Eukaryota; Viridiplantae; Streptophyta; Magnoliopsida; Brassicales; Brassicaceae
Source: the annotation of a GenBank genome assembly
AUGGCGGAGGAGAUUUCUGGUAAAGAAAAUUAUUUCAUGACUCUUAAGGGUUUACUCACUGAGGUUUAUCUGCUUAUAAUUCGGGUCGGGUCUAGCCGGGUCAGGAUCAAUUCGACCCGGUACGAUUUUCGUGGCCCAAAUAAGAUUGUUAUCUCGCUCUCUCCAAUUUUGACUUACACUUUCUCGAAGUUUCUUCCGGUUAGGAACGCACAGUAG